AUGGGACGUAAAACUGGAAACACAUGGGAUGAAAAGGGCCGCAUUAACAUUGUUUAUAUAUUUAUACAUCAUGCUGAAGAAAUUGAUUCAAUUCAAUUCCUAUAUGCAGAAGAUGGAGAACUGGUGCUGUCCGAUUCGUAUGGUAACAAACGCGGAAAAAAUUUUGAUUUCGUGAAACUUGAUUACCCAGCAGAGUAUAUAACUUCGAUUAGAGGUCGCCUUCACUGCCACGACAAUAGUUUACGUUCGAUUACAUUUGAAACAAAUCAUGGUGAGUACGGCCCGUUUGGUAAGUCGUAUAGCAGCCACAAGGAGUUUGCUCUUCGGUUAGGUGACGGCGGCCAUUUUGGUGGAUUUCACGGCACGGCGGAUUCAAGGAGGCUCAAGUCCAUCGGAGUGUAUUUUGAGCCAAUCACUUCAUAUAAUUUGGUGGACAAUAAUUCCGUCAAGAUGGAGACGAAUGACGAGAAAUUUGACGAAUGUUGA
Molecule: messenger RNA, 486 nt
Organism: Striga hermonthica
Lineage: Eukaryota; Viridiplantae; Streptophyta; Magnoliopsida; Lamiales; Orobanchaceae
Source: the annotation of a GenBank genome assembly